AUGCGCCUCACCAAGGCCCCGCGGUGGAGGGCGGCGAGCCGCAACUCGGACAAGGCCUCCGUCCUCACUCUGCUGGGCAUCUCUGAGCUCCUCAAGAUUCGCGGGAAAUGGUCGCUGGCACUGCGUCUGGGAAACUUUGCCUUGAAUCAAUCCCGUGGCCUGGGCACCCUCACCGAGGGCCUGGCGCUGUUGAGCGUCGGCCAUGCCUACCGCAACCAAACCCCGGAGGAUUGGAUCUCGGCACAGCACCACUUGCGUAUGGCGAAGCUACUUCUCGAGGGGCUGCCGGAAAGCGAAGACCAGACAUUUUAUCUGAUGCGCGCCGUGCUGCUGCUCGGUGACACCCUUGUGCGCCGCGAGGACAUGGGUGACAUUGCCGAGGCGGAGGAGCUGGCCCACUUGGCGGAGAGGUUACUGCGCAAGAGCAGAGAACGACCUGGCAAGACCUUUCGCUGGACGUUAUUCACAGGAUCAUGGCGCGACUUUUGCUUGCAUUCAAUGGUCGAGUUGGGCGAGAUCUACUACUACACCAGCCGUUGGGCAGAAGGCGAGAAGCUGCUGCGCGAAUUGGUUCCCACGCUCGUGAAAAGGAGGGGCAAGCGCCACGUCACAACCAUUGAAGCGCAGCGUGAUUUGGCAAGCAUGCUGGUCAACCAGGACAAAUACGAGGAGGCCGAAAUGGCCUACCGAAUAGCCAGGGAUUGGAACGAAGACGUCCCGGUUUUCGGACAUGAAGAGAAGGCCGCCAUCGACUACAAUAUCGCCAUGUGUCUUUCGGAGCGCGGCAAAGAUAAGGAAGCGAGGGACGAGAUUGCGAAUAUGGAUCUGGCAGCCGACCUGCUGCACUACGCCAACGGUGAAUGGACGCUCAAGCUGGCACGAUUGACGAGCUUACGACUCAAAAAGUAUGAUGAGGUGAUUGGUCUGUGCAGGAGAUUCCAACGAGUACUGGACGAACACAGGGCGAGGUUCGGCAUCUGCAGCCCGGUGACCUUGAGGAAUAUGGAGGACCAUGUCACGGCGCUCAAGGCGCUUCGCAGAUGGGACGAAGCCAUCGUUAUUCUACGUGACAUGUGCAGGCGCGAAGCGAGCGACGUCGCGCGCGUAGUUGAACAGACCCUGGAAACUCGGAUCAACCUCGCACACACACUCCGUUCCGCAGGACAUCACGAGGAAGCAGCAUAUGAAUACCGCAAGUGUCUCGAGAUCGAGCGUGCAGCAUCCGACGACUACAGGGACGAGGCGCAGAUCAGGAAUAUUCUCAAGUACCUGGCGUAUCUAUACGAGCUGGCGGGCGACAAGAUGAAUGCGCUGAUUGCGUAUGCACAGCUUCAAAGAGAGUAUUGGGCCCGACCAAGUCAACACCGCAAUUUCAUCAAGUACGAGUGGUGUCGGGGCAAAAUGUUCAUGUUGCAAGGGCGAUGGGAGCAUGCGUUGAAGAUGCUUCUCAGCGCCUUGGCGGUGAAGAGGGGUGUUGAGACGGCGGUGUCCAUCAUCACCGGCUUGCCCGUCGAGGCUGUCCAUGCGAUGCAGCCAGGCCGAAGGAUACCCGAACCGACGCAGCCCGAGAUUCUCGAAGUCGACGACGAAGUGGAUGAGGACCAGAACGCUUUGGAAAAGGUCGAUACCACCGGCCAAGUGGAAGUAAAAGAGCUCGUCUUGGACGAGGAAGAAGCGGAUGCCGCUUGGGACGAGGUCGACUGGUGGGAAGAGGUCAUCAAGGACGCUGUCGACGCCGUCAGACGAGAGCAGCCAUUCCAAGCGUGCACCCCUCUCGAUGAGGCGGACUCCGAAGUCGACGACGACGAGAUCCAGGAGACGGUCGAUGCUGUUUUAACGAUGAAGAGCGGGUAUCCCGCCGUACCGGCGGGUGACGAGUGGUCGCAGCCGCAGUGGCCGAGACUACCCGAUACGUAUGAGGAGUUGGUCGUGCAGCAGAGGAGGGUGACGGAGGAGGAGAGACCAUGGGCUGCAUGA
Messenger RNA from Colletotrichum chrysophilum, 1977 nucleotides. RefSeq lists its product as uncharacterized. The transcript has a single exon. The record is from RefSeq and is a predicted model, not a curated record. The coding region runs from base 1 to 1977 and encodes 658 amino acids. Gene Ontology annotation, molecular function: protein binding. NCBI's taxonomy places the organism in Eukaryota, Fungi, Ascomycota, Sordariomycetes, Glomerellales, Glomerellaceae.